Penicillium odoratum is the source of this 1548-nucleotide messenger RNA. RefSeq names its product putative GABA permease. Gene Ontology annotation, molecular function: transmembrane transporter activity. The coding region runs from base 1 to 1548 and encodes 515 amino acids. Gene Ontology annotation, biological process: transmembrane transport; amino acid transport. NCBI's taxonomy places the organism in Eukaryota, Fungi, Ascomycota, Eurotiomycetes, Eurotiales, Aspergillaceae. The transcript has 5 exons. The record is from RefSeq and is a predicted model, not a curated record. Gene Ontology annotation, cellular component: membrane.
AUGAAAGAAGAGAUGGAGCUGAAGGGCGAAAGUGCUGUGCUGUCAGGGCCAGUAGGGAGUGGAAACAAUACAUAUGAGAACGCGAUAUCGCGCGAGAAACAACAAAUGGAGAGAUAUCUCAACUUCUUCUCAUCUGUGGCAUUCUCCACUUGUCUUCUUGCCACAUGGGAAUCUGCUGGUGGCAGUUUGCUCGCGGGGCUGUACAACGGUGGCCCUGCAGCGAUUAUUUACGGGAUCAUCUUGAGCACUGUAGGAAACUUGGCCAUCGCUUGCUCUUUAGCUGAGCUGGCCUCUCUACACCCAACUGCAGGUGCUCAGUAUCACUGGAGCUAUUUCCUUGCUCCUCGUGGUCGUCGAUUUAUUAGUUUCUUCCAGGGCUGGAUCACUGUUUUCUCCUGGUCUGCUCUUGUCUGCAUUGCGCCAUACUUCAUCGGAACCCAAAUCCAGGGUCUAGUUGUGCUGGCGUACCCUGGAUAUGAGCUCGAGAGAUGGCGUGGUACGCUGCUCAUGUGGGCAGUUGCAAUUAUCCCGAUCAUUAUCAAUAUAUUCGCACGUCGCGUUCUGGGGGGCAUUGAAGUUGCUGCAGGCAUCAUGCAUGUGGUCUUCCUACCCGUUACCAUCGCCGUCUUCGUUACUCUCGCCCCUCGAAACCCCAACGCAUUUGUCUGGGACACAUUUGUCGGCGGCUUGAGUGGCUGGAAGGAUUCCGGAGUUGUAUUCUCUGUCGGUCUUCUUGGUGUCAUUACUCCUCUAUCUGGCGUCGACGGCGUAAUCCACAUGGCCGAAGAAGUCAAAAACGCCAAUGUCGUUGUUCCCCGCUCAAUGAUCUAUGGAACCCUAAUCAACGGAGCUCUCGCAUUCUGCUACCUGAUCGCUGUUCUCUACUGUAUGGGCGACUACCUCGAAGCCGUCACCAGCGCAACAGGCUACCCCAUCAUCACAAUCGCCUACCAAGCAACCGGAUCUAUAGAAGCCACCUGUGUCCUUAUGACACUGGGUAUGCUUCCCGGCUGGAUCGCCCUCUUCAACGGCCUCGCCUCUGUUACACGUCUGACCUGGGCUUUCGCCCGAGACAACGGACUUCCCUUCUCCGACUUCUUUGCUGUCAUUGACACAACCUACAAGAUACCUCUCCGUGCUUUGGGCUUAGUUGCAUCAUGCAUGUUCGCGCUUUCGUUCAUUCAGAUCGGGUCUACAGCUGCGUUCAACGCUAUUCUCUCGCUUAGUACGCUCGGUCUUUAUAUUUCCUAUCUUAUUCCUCUCAUUCUUCUUAUCUCAAAGCGCUUCAUGACACCCCAUGAUAUUCCACAUGGAACAUUUAGUCUAGGGAAGUUCGGCCUCCCCAUGAAUAUUCUUGCCAUUCUCUUCGCUAUCUAUUUCAUUAUCUUUCUUCCUUUCCCGGCGACUGUGCCGGUUACCGCGGAGAAUAUGAAUUACGCUGGACCUGUCCUUGGAUUGGUUAUGUUGUUUGCCUGUGGGGAUUGGAUUGUUCGUGGACGGCACAAGUGGGAAGGCCCGACAAUGAGGUAUUACACAAGCAACGAGUGA